AUGGGGAAGCCCGAGAGCCCGGUAGGGAUGGUGGAGAUUGCCGGCUGGUCGGGACAGAAGCGCCCGGGCCUCCUGGAGGGGGGGCUGCUGCUGCUGCUGCUGCUGCUGAGUGUCGCCCUGGUGGCCCUGGGCCUCCUCUACGCCGCCCGCGGCGGAGGGAAGCAGCCGCUGUGCUUCUCAGAGGACGAGAAGACCCUUGUAAAACGAAAACCCCGAGCAGGCCAGGUUUGAUGGGGUGAAAUCUGCACCACCCCUGGCUGCGUCAUAGCAGCCGCCAGGAUCCUCCGGAACAUGGACCCGUCCGGGGAACCGUGUGACGACUUCUACCAGUACGCGUGCGGAGGCUGGCUGCAGCAUCACGUGAUCCCCGAGACCAACUCCCGGUACAGCGUCUUUGACGUCCUUCGAGACGAGCUGGAGAUCAUCCUCAAAGGAGUGCUGGAGAAUUCCACCGCCAAGGACAGGCCGGCUGUGCAGAAAGCCAAGAUGCUGUACCGCUCCUGCAUGAACGAGAGCGUGAUAGAAAAACGAGACUCACAGCCCCUGCUGAACAUCUUGGAUCUGAUGGGCGGCUGGCCGGUGGCCAUGGACAAGUGGAACGAGAGAGUAGGCCCCAAGUGGGAACUGGAGCAGCAGCUGGCCCUGAUGAACGCGCAGUUCAACAGGCGCGUCCUCAUCGACCUGUUCAUCUGGAACGACGACCAGAACUCCAGCCGGCACAUCAUCUACAUAGACCAGCCCACCUUGGGCAUGCCGUCCCGAGAAUACUAUUUCGACGAAGGCAACAACCACAAGGGGUUUAACUGGACCCUCUUCAUACAAUCUGUGCUGUCCUCUGUCAAAAUCAAACUGCUGCCAGAUGAGGAAGUCGUGGUGUAUGGCAUCCCCUACCUCCGGAACCUUGAAGACAUCAUCGAUGUCUACUCAGCCAGGACCAUGCAGAACUACCUGGCCUGGCGCCUGGUGCUGGACCGCAUUAGUAGCCUGAGCCAGCGAUUCAAGGAUGCGCGAGCUAACUACCGUAAGGUGCUCUACGGCACGACCGUGGAGGAGGUGCGCUGGCGAGAAUGUGUCAGCUACGUCAACAGCAACAUGGAGAGCGCCGUGGGCUCCCUCUACGUCAGGGAGGCCUUUCCCAGAGACAGCAAGGAUGCGGUGGGUGCCCUGUGCUCAGUCUGUCUGUGGCCCCUCCCCACAGGGACGCUGCCCAUGGUGGGUGGGGGCACGGUCACCGACCGGCCCCGAUGUCGUCCCUAGGCCAUGAGCAUCCGGGAACAGAUCGGGUACCCAGACUACAUCCUGGAGGAGAGGAACAAGCACCUGGACGAGGAGUAUUCCAACCUGAACUUCUCGGAGGACCAGUACUUUGAAAACGGUCUUCAGAACCUCAAGGCUGGUGCCCAGCGGAGCCUCAAGAAGCUUCGGGAGAAAGUGGACCAGAACCUCUGGAUCAUCGGGGCGGCCGUGGUUAAUGCAUUCUACUCCCCAAACCGAAACCAGAUAGUAUUCCCCGCUGGGAUCCUGCAGCCCCCCUUCUUCAGCAAGGAGCAGCCACAGGCCUUGAACUUCGGGGGCAUUGGGAUGGUGAUCGGGCACGAGAUCACUCACGGCUUUGACGACAACGGCCGGAACUUCGACAAGAACGGCAACAUGCUCGAUUGGUGGACCAACUUCUCAGCACAGCACUUCCAGGAGCAGUCGGAGUGCAUGGUCCACCAGUACGGGAACUACUCCUGGGACCUGGCCGACCACCAAAACAAGUCUCCGGGAGACUAUGUCCCCCGGGAGAGCAUCUUGCAGGCCCUGGGCAUCCCGGCGGAGGGCUGUGCCAGCGAGGCGCCCCAGGUGAGCUUGGGCCUGGGGAGCACGCCGCCCGCUAAGGGCAGCAGCUCCCCUGGGUUGAGUGCUGGGUACGACCAGCCUGGGGAGGGUCGCAGUUUGCCCAAGGUGACCACAGCCAGUGGUAGUGGGGUCCUGGUGGCUGACCUCCUGUGUCCCGAAUAG
Molecule: messenger RNA, 2004 nt
Organism: Puma concolor (puma)
Lineage: Eukaryota; Metazoa; Chordata; Mammalia; Carnivora; Felidae
Source: RefSeq, a predicted model, not a curated record